GUGUGACAUACGCAUCAUGUAGCCACUUUAAAUUCCUAUACGUGUUUUUGAUAUCGGUUUAUAUUCUUCUCGGUUGUGGAGGAAAAAAAAAGAUAGAUAAGAAACUUAUUGUCUGGAGAAAAAUUAUUUUCUGUAUUGUACAAGUUCGUGUUCUGAAUUAUUGUUUAAAAGUAUUUUUCGUCUAAUGGAAUGUGUUGAGGGGAAAAAGUGUUAAAAUUGUUGGUUUUUUUCUAGUGAUAAAACACGAAACAUGCAGUGAUUGUGUAAAAACAAGAGGAGUGAGUGCUCGUGAAAACGUAACACGCCCUUGACGAUAGAAAAUGCUAUGCACUGCCUCAAGCAUAAACGCCUUUCAAUCUCGGUUGUCGCGAGAUAAUGAACGAUCGUGAGGACACAUACGCGCGAACAGUGAGGCCUGACGAGAGAAUUCGGCCACUGAUGUUUCGAAGGACCUUGGAUCCGGAUCUUCAACCUUCAAAUACCUCGCCGCAUUUUGUCGAUCCAAGGAUACAGAGGAAAUUGCCUUCCAGGAAUAAUACAACAUUGGAGAAGUUAAAGCAGUGGGAAUUGGUCAAAGGUGAUAAGGGAUUACGUGUUGUGGAGAAAAAGUCGGAGAAAAAUAUUUUGUCGAGAUCGACAAGCGCCAGUGAGCCAAGAACAACAACAGCAACAACAAUAGCAAAUAAUUACAAUCAAUCGCCAUUGCCAAAUCGUUCGAUAAAUAAUCAAUCACAUUGGACUGAUGCAAUGACUAGGCGUGAUCACCACCACCACCACCAUCAUCAUCAUCAGCAGCAGCAGCAACAACAGCAGCAGCAGCAGAUUGGAGAGAGAAAAAUGUAUUUUCCAAUGAAAAAUUCGGGACCAGUUUCACUUCCAAUUACGACAAGUAGUCACGGUGUGACGGGUCCAGUGAGACUCGAUAUGGUUUUGAAACAAUCGGAAAAUCGUAAUAAUGACAGUAAUGACACACUUCAACAAUUGGAACAACAGGUUCGAUCAAUUGAAGUGAAUACUAUUAGUGCGAAAAAAAAUCAGUGCCUGGAGCAAUCGUUACAAAAUCCAUAUCAACGUUACGCUGAACAUGAAGACUUGUUGAUUAACGUCGACGAUGAGCCUGAGGGGGUUUCCACAUUGCGACGUGGCGAGGCAACGAGAAAUUCAACUGGCGGUAAUGUUAGACACCAGGGGAAAAGACAAGUUGCAAAACUGUCGAGAACAGCAUCGGACGCGAGACGUGGACCGGAAACGGAAAUUCCGACGAGAAUGCAGCCAAGGAAGCAACACACUCUUUUACCCGUGAGACCAUUCAUCACCAGAAAACAUCAUCGCGAUGAGCAACAACCACAACAACAACAAUCUUCCUCAUCGAUGAGACCAUUGACGGAUCUCAUGACAAAAACACAAGGCGAUAAGGAGACAAGUGAUGGCGUGGGGGCAAGCAGUGGAGGCAUUCGAGUCUCGUCGAGAGGGCGGACCGUCGAGGAGCCGCAGAUCGGCAAGUACAAAUUAUUGAAGACCAUCGGCAAAGGCAACUUUGCCAAGGUGAAGCUUGCCAAACAUGUACCUACGGGGAAGGAAGUAGCUAUCAAGAUAAUUGACAAGACUCAACUCAAUCCUGGCAGUCUUCAGAAGUUAUUCCGUGAAGUAAGGAUAAUGAAAAUGCUUGACCAUCCAAACAUAGUGAAACUGUUCCAAGUGAUUGAGACUGAGAAAACGUUGUACCUGGUGAUGGAGUACGCGAGCGGUGGCGAAGUGUUCGAUUAUUUAGUUCUACACGGUAGAAUGAAGGAGAAGGAAGCGAGGGCGAAAUUUAGGCAAAUAGUAUCAGCCGUGCAGUACUGUCAUCAAAAGAAAAUAAUUCAUAGAGAUUUAAAAGCAGAAAACUUAUUGUUGGAUAGUGAAAUGAACAUAAAGAUAGCUGACUUUGGAUUUAGUAACGAAUUCACUCCAGGAAAUAAAUUAGAUACAUUUUGUGGUUCCCCUCCUUAUGCGGCGCCAGAAUUGUUUCAAGGCAAGAAAUAUGAUGGUCCAGAAGUAGACGUUUGGUCAUUAGGAGUAAUUCUCUAUACACUGGUAUCAGGCUCCCUGCCGUUUGAUGGCUCAACAUUGAGAGAAUUAAGGGAAAGAGUACUGAGAGGAAAGUACCGUAUCCCAUUUUAUAUGUCCACUGACUGUGAAAAUUUACUGAAAAAGUUUCUGGUGCUCAACCCGACGAAACGGGCCUCGUUAGAGGUACGUGGUGACAAGAAUAUUAUGAAAGACAAAUGGAUGAAUACGGGAUAUGAGGACGAUGAAUUAAAACCGUAUUUAGAGCCAGAACCCGAUUAUAAAGACCACAAGAGGAUAGGUGAGUCUGCCAAGGCGUUAGCAAUUAUGGGAUAUUCAAGGAGUGAAAUUGAGGAUUCAUUAGGACAAGCAAAAUACGACGAUGUCUUUGCCACUUAUCUUUUACUCGGCAGAAAAAUGACUGACCCUGAGAGCGAUGGUUCGCGGUCUGGUAGUUCGCUAUCUCUACGUAACAUUCCACCACAAGUUAGUUCAGGUGGAGGUGGCGGAAGCGGCGGAGGAACAGGAGGCGCAGUUCAGAGUCCGUCACACCGAGGAGUUCAUCGUAGUAGUUCUGCAACUAAUCCCAAACCUAGUAGAAGAGCUUCUUCCGGUGGAGAAUCUCUUCGCAUAGCACCAAGCCCAGGUAACACAACGAAUCACAAUCAUGCCACAACCGUAACCAGUGGAACGGUAGUAGGAAGUGGCGGUAGCAAUUUUAAAAGGCAAAAUACAGUAGACGCAGCAACGAUCAAAGAAAACAGCGCUCGUGUCGCUGCAUCGAGACCCUCUGCUCCUAAAAACAAUCCUGGACAACUCGAUACCAUGUCAAUGUUUAUUCAAGGCGUCGGAACGAGUCCCAGUGGCAAGACGAGAGUUUUGAAGAGCAACACGAUGAAUGCGGGCGUUGGUGUUCGAACGUCGACUACACCUGCCGCUGGAUCAAUUGGUCGACGCAGCACCAUUUCUUACGACCAAGCCAAAACUUCGUCAACCGAAAGAACCAACGAUGUACCCAGCUUGGGUGAAGGCACUAGGCCGACAAGGGGUCACACGAAAUCUGCAAGCAUCAGUGCAAGUCACCGUUCCUCGAGUGGGGUUCCCCCGGGUGAUCAUUCACUACUGGAUUCUCAACCACGGAACGCUCACAACUCCCUUCUGGGGAAUGCUGACCCCCUUAGGCAGAGCUUGGGAGUAUCUCCAAGUAACAGAUUGGCAACACCAACACCACCAGCAUUUCCAAGGAAUGUUCCGAGUCGUAGUACUUUCCAUUCUGGACAAAAUAGGGCCCAACGAAAUCAUCCUCAGGGCCACACUCAUACGCAAGACACAAAUGCGAUAAGCCCACUAGCAAGGCCGUCCUUUUUCUCCAAACUUUCUUCGAGGUUUUCUAAACGCCCCAUGGACCCAUCCGUUUCCCCAAAGCACCCAGUAGUGAGUGGAGCAACAACUAACGAUGAUCAGGUGAAACCUCGUAGUUUACGAUUUACUUGGAGCAUGAAAACUACCAGUAGUCGAGAUCCUACUGAAAUCAUGUCUGAAAUUCGAAAGGUUCUGGAUGCUAAUGAAUGUCAAUACGAACAAGCUGAACGAUUCCUCUUGCUUUGUGCCCACGGUGAUCCAGCAACGGAUAGUCAGGUACAAUGGGAAAUAGAAGUUUGUAAACUGCCACGGCUCUCUCUGAAUGGUGUACGAUUCAAACGUAUUUCAGGUACUUCUAUUGGGUUUAAAAACAUCGCAAGUAAAAUUGCAAACGAACUCAAGCUGUGACUGCCGGCCACAGGCGCUUUAGCCGCUCGCGCCAAUCCAUAACCCCCUCGCGUUUUGUGCCACCAAGUGGCAACGUCUGAAGAAUUCUAUUCUUGUUUCUUCUGGGACUCUGACUCGGAAUCGGAAUCGGACACGCAAGAGAUAUUCGUUUAAACGACGAUCUGUUCCCAGUUUUGAUGGAUUAUAUAAAUAUAUAUUACAAAAGGAAAAAAACCUCCUUCUUGAAGGCACAGGAUUUUUCAAAAAAGAGAUGGAAACGCAAAGAAGAAGAAAAAGAAGAAAAAAUUCUGUGAUCCAUAAAUGGCUAAUAAAAAUGGAAAAAAAGUAAAAGAAAAUACUCUUUGAGUGCCAAAUGGAACAGUUCAGUCUCGCAGACUGGUCAAAGUAUGAAGCUGGAAUUAUACCGAUUUAUUUUUUAUUUCACCUUUUUUUAGAAUAUUUUUUCUUUCACAUCACGAAAAAUGAGUCUUUACUGUCAGAAGUCCUAAAAAAAUUCUUUUUUUUGUAUUAGCAGUAUUAUUUGUUAUUCAGAGAGUGAAUCUUGAUCAGGCCCACAAAAUGAUCAUCAAGAAAGAAAAAGUUAAAACUUUCUUUUAGAAAAUUUCCUUUUCAUACCAUUGGAAAAAAAGGUGAAAAGAAAACCCACUCUGAUGUGCAUAAAUUGUAGUGUGAAGGAGGAUUAAAAAAAGAAGUUGAAAAGGCAGUGCUAUAAAGAAAAUCUUCGCUAUUUAAAUCGGAGGGAAUUGUUGAAAAAAAUACACAUAUAUAUAUAAUAGAAAAAAACUGUUUAUUUAAUUUUAGGAAUUUUUUUUAGUCUUUUUAAUAAUAACUCGUAAAGAGACAUCAACUUUUUAAAGUUUUUAAAUGUCUUUGAAAAUGGUGAACUUUUUUUUUAAUCAACAUUCUGCGAGAGUAAUAAUUUUGUCUUAGCGGAAAAGAAAAUUUCGAUUCACGAAGCGCCGCAAAUUUUUCUCAAAAAAAAAAAAAAAAAAAAAAAAAAAUAGAAUACUUUGUUUUAAUGAACACAAUUCUGCAAAGUAAAUAGCAUUAUAGACAUUAGAAGUUUAAUUAAUUAUAUAAAAAAAGCUUGUAUUAUUGGUACUUGAGAAUAAACAAAGGGCGACGUAUCGUUAUAUCGAAGUUAUUAGGUGAAAUUUAAAAAGUUCACGCAAAAGAUAAAUUCAAAGUGACUGUCCCCCUUCCCCACCCAUGAAACAUCCAUUAACGUAAUGUGAAUAAUUAAGUACUUUCGACAGUUUCGUAUAUAUAGAUAUAUAAAUAUAUUUAAGAUCUGCUAUUUCCAUUGAAGACAUAAUAUUAUUAAAUUAGGUAUAUUAUUAAAUAAAAAAAUUGGCCGCAUUAUAUUUCUUAUUCACUUUUUAUUAGCGUACGAUGUGCGUGUGUGCGAGGAGAAGAUUUUGUAAAGACGACAAUGUAAAUACAAAUAUUAAUUACAAAGAGAAAAAAAGGUACUAAGGCUACUAAAAAAAACGAUUUUUUGGUGAAACGCUAACACGUGCAUCGGAGGAAAAAAACAUUCAAUUUUUUAUAUUCGCCUAAAAGAUUUUGAAUCGCUAGGCAAUGACUAAUAAUUUAUUUACAAUUUACGAACGAGUUGAGUUAUUUUUAUACUUCCAGUGCGACGAAUUCCGGGCGAUUCGAAUUACUUAAAAAAAAAAGAAAAAUAUGAAGAAAAACAAUUAAAUACAAAAAAAAAAUUAAAAUAAACUUUAUAAAUGCUGCGUAUCGAUAAAUGACUGAUAACAAAAAGUAUCGAGUCCAGCAAAAAAAUAAAAUAUCGUCAUUUGAUCGGAAUAUACAUGCGAUUUUUUUUCCUUUAAAAAAAAUGGCGCAAUGAGUGUACAUCAGGGGCAAUCGGGACUUACUCUCAAUUAUCUCUAAUUAAAGUAUACAUAUAUAUAUGUAAAUAUUUUAUAUAUGUAUACCUGAGUACACGCAUAAUAAUUCGCCCUCUACCUGUUAAUAAAUUCCUUAACUAUUUAUUUCUAAAAUUCUAAAACCAGACCACUUUGAAAAGAGACUAUUUUUUUCUUUUUUUGCAAGUACAGGCAGAGAGCGCAUUAUUCUGUGAGUAUAAAAAAAAAUGGUGUGAAACUAUGUUUAUAUAAUUUUUCGCCAGUUCGAUUUAUACUCUGAUCUAAGGUGACAAUGUAAAAUAAAGAUUCAAUAUUAGUAUCGUAUUUAAAAACAGAAAAAAAAGAAAAAACAAAAAAAAUGUUCUGUGAGUCUGCAUCCGCGACUAGAAUUGUUAUAAUUAAAGAAUUAAAAACAAAGUAAAUUCAGAGUCCUCUUAUAUUUAAUUUACUACUGUUAGGAAAUUAAAAAAGAAAAAUGUAUCACUCCGAUGCAGUCGCUGUAACAAAUUGAAAUUAGAAACACCUAAUAAUAGUUCAUUACUAUUAUUAACUAGCAGUUAACAAUAAGAUCUCUAGUAAUGUUAAUGGUAAAAAAAACAAUCCCUAACACGUAGGUAAAUAUGUAUACUAUAAAUACACCCACCCUCAGCUCGCUUGCUUUAACAAACAAAAACUGAAUGUAUAAAAUCAAUUAAUAUUUAACAAGAAAAAAAAAGAAAAUAAGAAAACCAAUUGAGAUGAUGAAGGUCAAUAUUUUCAACAAAACAUAAAAUCGACUGUCGACGAUCGAUUCAAAUAUAAUUAAAUAUGGACAACACUCGUUGACUCGAAUUGAUGUUUAAUUUUUUUCAUUUCGAAAAAAGAAUGUUGUCAAAAAAAAUUGUCGCAAAAAGAAAAUAAUAAAAUACAAAAAAAAUAAGACUCGCGCGUGUAAUUCACACAUAUACACCUCAUUCUGUAGAUAGGUACAUAAAGCUUUGCUAAGUGUUUUAUGGUGAUCGGUAUAAAAAAAAUGUAGCGAAAAUCAUUUUUAAUAAAAAUGGUAACACGA
Messenger RNA from Leptopilina heterotoma, 6747 nucleotides. Its product is annotated as serine/threonine-protein kinase MARK2-like. Gene Ontology annotation, biological process: microtubule cytoskeleton organization; protein phosphorylation; intracellular signal transduction. The record is from RefSeq and is a predicted model, not a curated record. Gene Ontology annotation, molecular function: ATP binding; protein serine/threonine kinase activity; tau-protein kinase activity. Lineage: Eukaryota; Metazoa; Arthropoda; Insecta; Hymenoptera; Figitidae. The transcript has 18 exons. Bases 376 to 3819 code for a protein of 1147 amino acids. Gene Ontology annotation, cellular component: cytoplasm.